AUGGACGAUUCAGUAGAGUACGGCACGCCGGCUAACGCCCAGUCCCCCGGCGCCAACGCCAUCCUAGCCCAACCUCCUCUUACGCAGUCUGGGGAAGGAUCAGAAGAUAUUCAGAUGGCCGAAAGCAUCGAACCGGAAUCACGUGUAAAGCUCAAUAGCAGUACACCCGCGCCCACCGUGCCAAACCCUGACGAUGAUUCGUCCAACGUCAACAAAAGCAUUGCCGUGGGUGUCGAGGAUGCUGUCAUGGUAGAGGCCCAAAUCGAGAAGCAUGAUCAAGAGGCACACAAGGAGGCUGGUGAAGGUGAUGAAGUUACAGAGGACAAGCAAGAGGCAAAGACCAAAGAAACGAUCGAAUCAGCAGCUCGCGAGCACUUGAUCUCGCAGACUCACGCCAUUAUCCUGCCUAGUUACAGCUCCUGGUUCGAUAUGACGGAUGUUCAUUCCAUCGAGAAGAAGGCCCUCCCGGAGUUCUUCAACAACAGAAACCGAAGCAAAACUCCUGCAGUGUACAAGGACUAUCGCGAUUUCAUGAUCAAUACCUACCGCCUCAAUCCCUCAGAGUAUUUGACUGUUACCGCAUGUCGCCGAAACCUUGCUGGAGAUGUUUGUGCCAUCAUGCGUGUUCACGCAUUCCUCGAGCAAUGGGGUUUUCGUUUUGCUCAGGUUGAUAUGCAACAGCGAUCCUCUCAUGUCGGCCCUCCGUUUACUGGUCAUUUCAAAAUCAUUUGUGAUACACCGAGGGGCCUCCAGCCCUGGCAACCAUCCUCUGACCCAACCGUGUUGGAGGGUAAGAAGAGCCAUGACACCGACGCUAAGGCGGCAGCUGGGGUUCCUACUAAAUCAGACCUGAACCUCGAGAUUGGGCGUAACAUAUACGAGGCAUCCGCAAAGGGAUCUAAGCUAAACAAGCCUGAAGGGAAAACAAACGGCGAUAUCCACACUACUAAUGGCGCCAACCCCGCACCGGUUGAAGAGACGACUAAGGCACCCAUCAGCAAAGUCAAUUGCUAUCAGUGUGGCAUUGACUGCACUCGAACAUACUAUCACUACACGAAGAGUGACCCUUCAGUGAAUACGAAGUACGAUCUCUGCCCUGGCUGUUGUCUUGAGGGGCGCAUGCCUAAUAACCACCUUAAAUCACAAUACAUCCGGGUGGACAACCCUACAUAUACAAGCACUCUUGAUCGCGAUGCAGCAUGGUCAGAUUCUGAAACGCUUCGACUCCUCGAAGGCCUAGAGCGUUAUGAUGAUGACUGGGGUGAGAUUGCCCAGCAUGUCGGAACACGCUCGCGAGAGGAAUGCGUGUUGCGGUUUUUGCAGUUGGAUAUUGAGGAAAAGUACCUUGAGAGCGAUUUUGCGUCUAUCAAUGCGCCCGUUGGUCUGUCUCUACUCGGCUCUCAGGGUGGGCAAUUGCCCUUCAGCCAAGCCGAUAACCCAGUCAUGUCAGUGGUUGGUUUCCUCGCAAGCCUUGCCGAUCCGGCAAGCACCGCCGCUGCCGCAAGCAAGUCGGCUGAGGAAUUGAAGCAGCGACUGCGAAACAAGCUCAAUGGUGAAAAGCAGCAAAAUUUCGGGGCUAUCAACGGCAAAGACAAUCCAGUCGAUAAAUCGGAAGCCAUGGAAGUCGACGUCACAACAACCACAACCACGACCACGACCACAACCACAACCACCUCAACAAGCGCAUUGGCGUCUAUUCCCUUGGCCUCUAUCGGAGCCCGCGCAGCUGGCUUUGCGUCUCACGAAGAGAGGGAGAUGACAAGGCUUGUAUCCGCUGCAGCUAAUGUAAUGCUACAGAAACUUGAGCUCAAACUAAAGUAUUUCAAUGAUAUGGAGGCCAUCCUCCAGGCUGAAAAGCGCGAGCUAGAGCGUGGACGACAGCAACUCUUCCUCGAUCGUCUGGCGUUUAAACAAAGAGUUCGGGAAGCCCAGGAAGCCCUUAGAGCGACAGCGGCCUCCGGUGUGGAAGCUGGAGCCCCCAGGUCCCUUGAUGCCGGUAGCGACAGCAAUCGACUCGGCUUUCGCCUCAACCUCGCAGUCAACCUCACGUACCACAAACCGUCGGCCAUGUUUACUGCUCGGCGUUUUGCUACGACUGCUCCCAAAAGUUACCUUCGUCCCUCACCUCUUGCCCAGAUCUCCCCAGCCAUGGCCCCAACCGCUCGGCGGAGCAACAGCUCCAUCCCGUCUGAGCUUGCUACGAGCAAAGCCGCUGUCGACGAUUUCAUUAAGCCCGGGGGCAACUGGAUAUACGAGUGGUGGAAUGACGCGGCUUAUCUUGCCUAUCGUGACCCUGUAGUCCCGUAUGUCAGCUAUUUUUAUUCUCACCGCGAUGACCGCAACCGGAGGAAUCCGGCGAAACGCGCUGCAGCUAUUACUACUUCGGUCCUUGAGUUCAAGAAGCAGGUCGACCAGGGUACUUUAGAGCCCGAGUACAUGAAGAAGAUGCCCAUCUGCAUGGACAGCUACCAGUGGAUGUUCAAUACUAGUCGAGUGGCCGCCCGCCCUGCUGAUUACCCCAUCAAGUUUGCACCAGGAGAGAACAAGCAUAUCAUCUGUUGUUCCCCCAUUGGUGCACUCACGUCUGAGAACCGAGACGUUUGGGCCGAUGCCCGGCAACUUUUGGUUGAUGCCCACCCUAGCAAUGCCGCUGCGCUCGAGGCUAUCGAGUCCUCUUCCUUCGUGGUUUGCUUAGACGACGCCGCCCCCGUGACUCUAGAAGAGCGCGCACAUCAAUAUUGGCAUGGCGAUGGGGCGAACCGCUGGUACGAUAAACCCUUGCAGUUUAUCGUCAAUGACAACGGAACAUCGGGUUUCAUGGGCGAGCACUCAAUGAUGGAUGGUACGCCAACUCACCGACUCAAUGACUACAUCAAUGACCUCAUUUUCAAUAACAAAAUGGACUUUUCCGAUCCCUCUAUACGUUCCACCCUCCCAGAGCCCGAGGUGGUCAAAUUCCACGUCACCAACGAAGUCCAGGACGAGAUUGAUCGCGCGGUAAAGGAUUUCCGCACCGUUAUCGGCCAACAUCAGCUUGCUGUACAGGCCUAUCAGGGCUACGGCAAGGGGUUGAUCAAGAAGUUCAAAUGCUCGCCGGAUGCCUACGUUCAGAUGAUCAUCCAGCUUGCGUACAAUAAGAUGUACGGAAAGAAUCGCCCGACGUAUGAAUCUGCUGCCACCCGUCGGUUCCAGCAGGGCCGCACCGAAACUUGCCGCAGUGUAUCUGAAGCCUCUGUCUCUUGGUGUAAGGCCAUGUCGGAGCCCGCUGUUUCUAAUGAUGAAAAAGUGAGGCUCUUCCGAGCCGCUGUUGACUCCCACCUUGAAUACAUUGCCGCUGCUUCAGAUGGAUCUCCUGCGAUUUUCAAGGAUCCCGCAUUCAGUUUCUCGAGUUCUUGGUACCUGUCGACCUCCCAGCUUAGUUCGGAAUUCUUCAAUGGCUAUGGCUGGAGCCAAGUGAUUGAUGGGGGCUUCGGGAUCGCAUAUAUGAUCAACGAAAAUAGCCUCAACUUCAAUAUCGUCUCGAAAGGCCUCGGUAGCGACAAGAUGAGCUUCUAUCUGAAUGAGGCUGCGAAUGAAAUGAGAGAACUCCUUAUCCCGACGCUUGAGCCGCCGAAGGCUAAGUUGUAA
Parascedosporium putredinis is the source of this 3627-nucleotide messenger RNA. NCBI's taxonomy places the organism in Eukaryota, Fungi, Ascomycota, Sordariomycetes, Microascales, Microascaceae. The record is from the annotation of a GenBank genome assembly.